Molecule: messenger RNA, 1608 nt
Organism: Lactuca sativa (garden lettuce)
Lineage: Eukaryota; Viridiplantae; Streptophyta; Magnoliopsida; Asterales; Asteraceae
Product: putative UDP-3-O-acyl-N-acetylglucosamine deacetylase 1, mitochondrial
Biological process (GO): lipid A biosynthetic process
Molecular function (GO): UDP-3-O-acyl-N-acetylglucosamine deacetylase activity
Source: RefSeq, a predicted model, not a curated record
AACACGUGCAAAAUUUUAGUUCAAUAUUCAGUCCCAUAGGCCAUAACAAUUUACAUGAUUCAAAACACAUCCCAAAAGUUGCGAGUUCUACUAUAGAAAUAGAAAUGGUUUCCAAACCAACUAGCGCAUUUUACAUUUUCACUCUAAUAGUAAUAGGAAUGGGAAUAUAUAAAGUUUUGAGGGUAAACCGUAAAAACAUUAAGUUUGGUGCACAACUUUAAAUUCAAAUGAACCAAACGCAAAAUAUUUGCUCUUCGAAGUCAUCGUCAAAACUCAAAUGACACUCCGUGGCGCCGCCGUCGAAGCUUUUAAAUCCUCUGCUCUGAUUUCAUGGAGACCAACUGGUAAGUUGCAGCAGACGAUUGGUGGUUGUAUAGAAAAGACAGGGAGAACGCUUCAUUCCGGAAACCAAUCGACUGUCAGGAUUUGGCCUGAGCUCGCCGGAAAAGGGAGGUACUUCGAUUUUAGUUCCAAUUUAAUCCCCGCGUCAAUUGAUUUUGCUGAAGAAUCGCCGCUCUGUACUACGCUUCGUAAAGAUGGGCACACUGUUCGAACUGUCGAGCACUUGCUUUCGGCUUUGGAGGGAACAGGCGUCGAUAAUUGUCGAAUCGAGAUCGUGAACUCUGAUAAUGAUCCUUCAGCCGAAGUUCCUAUUUUCGAUGGAUCAGCAAGGGAAUGGGUGGAAGCUAUUGAGCAAGUUGGGGUUACAGUUGCUAUGGAUUCCAAUGGCAGAAAUUGUGAGAAACUAGCACCAUAUCUUACUCAACCUGUUCAUGUCUCAAAAGGAGAUUCUGUAAUAUCAGCAUUCCCUUCUAAGCAAAUUAGUAUCAGUUAUGGAAUCAAUUUUCCACAGGUACCAGAUCUAAGCCUCCAAUGGUUUUCUUCAGUCUUUUCCACCACCGAUGAUUCCUUCUAUUCUAAGCAAAUAGCUCCUUCAAGAACCUUCUGCAUUUAUGAAGAGGUGGAGAAGAUGCGGAGUGCAGGACUCAUCAAGGGUGGUUCUUUAGAGAAUGCUGUUGUUUUUAGUAGAAGUAAAGGGUUGAUGAAUCCAGGUUUGCGUUCACCUGAAGAGCCAUGCAGGCACAAGAUUUUAGAUCUUAUUGGCGAUGUUUCUCUUUUUGCUCGCAAUGGUAGUCAAGGCCUCCCUGUUGCAAAUAUCAUAGCUUAUAAGGGAGGACAUGCACUACAUGCCGAAUUUGUUCGUCAACUAUCUGGAUUCAGGAGUAGUUGGAGAUAAGACAGUUGAAUGAUAGAGAAUUGCUUGAUAUUUUUAGCUUUUAAGAAAAAGCUCAAUUUUUUUUUCUUUUGGAAGUAGUAGUUUUUAGCUUUUAAUUUAAACAAAAAAUUCAUAAUCAAAAAGUUAUUUCAAAUAGUGUUUAACAAAAAACUUCUACCUGAUUAUAAAAAUUUACAAGAUUAUCCAUAUAACUAUCAAAUAACUUAUAUCAUUGUUGUAGUAAGAUAGAUUUUGUACUCAAUUGAUUAAUUUCUAGUAAGGAACAACCUGUCUAGCUCGUUCACCAUAAUCAUAUACUUUCUUUGCCAGUUUGCCACAUUUAUAUGUGUAAAUUAAAGAGAAGAGCACAAAUAACUUUUGUAUAUAUUAUG